Manihot esculenta (cassava) is the source of this 694-nucleotide messenger RNA. Its product is annotated as G-type lectin S-receptor-like serine/threonine-protein kinase At4g03230. The transcript has 4 exons. Gene Ontology annotation, biological process: protein phosphorylation. NCBI's taxonomy places the organism in Eukaryota, Viridiplantae, Streptophyta, Magnoliopsida, Malpighiales, Euphorbiaceae. The record is from RefSeq and is a predicted model, not a curated record. Gene Ontology annotation, molecular function: ATP binding; protein serine/threonine kinase activity. Bases 1 to 621 code for a protein of 206 amino acids.
AUGUAUGGAGAAGGAGAUUUGAAAAUUAUUCAUAGAGAUUUGAAAACUAGCAACAUUUUGUUGGAUGCAGAAAUGAACCCAAAAAUUUUUUCAGAUUUUGGCUUAGCUAGAAUUUUCAAAGGAGACAAAAAUCAAGAAAAGACAAACAGAAUUGUUGGAACACUUGGCUACAUGUCCCCAGAAUAUGUGGUUUUUGGAAAAUUUUCAACAAAAUCUGAUGUGUUCAGUUUUGGAGUCAUAUUAUUUGAGAUUAUUACAGGAAAGAAAAGCAAUGGCUUUUGUCAAGGGGAUUCUAGCCUAAGCUUGAUAGGCCAUAUAUGGCAAUCAUGGAAAGCAGAGAGACCGUUGGAAAUAAUUGAUUCAUCCCUAAAGGAUUCAUAUCCUCCCCAUGAAGUAUUGAGAUGCAUCCAAAUCGGGCUGUUGUGCGUGCAAGAAGAUGCAUUGGACAGACCAACCAUGUCAGCUGUCGUGGUAAUGUUGAAUAGUGAAAUUACUCUUCCUUCUCCUAAACAACCUGCAUUCGUUUUUAAAAAUUCUAGAAAUAAUUCUUACUCAUUAAUAGAUGAAGAACAAUUUGGUUCGGUGAAUGAAUUGACAAUUAGUGACAUUGUAAGCCGUUGAUUAUAUUGUUAUCCAUAGCAUUGUAAAAUAAUAAUAAAACAAUUAAGCCUUAAUCUCAAAUUACUUGGUGUCA